AUGGACGGUACAGGUAUUAGCGAUGGUAGUAGUGUGACUGGUGACGCGGCUGCAGGUUUCCCCGCGGGUGCCACGCAGGCUCCGGGCUCGAAGCAAGGCAUGGACCUGUAUUUCGACAAUGCGUUGCAAUAUAUGGGUGAGCACCCGGUGCUAGCUGGUGUUGGUGGGUUUUUGGCGCUCUACGUGGGUGCUGGUGUGUAUAAAGGUGUGCAGACGAGGCUGAACGGCGGGAAAGCUGCCACGCAGUUCUUGAAAGGUGGGUUUGAUCCGAAGAUGAACGCCAAGGAGGCUCUACAGAUAUUGAACUUGAAGGAGAACAACCUGACCACGAAGAAGUUGAAAGAAGUGCACAGGAAGAUCAUGUUGGCGAACCACCCGGACAAAGGUGGAUCACCAUACCUGGCCACCAAAAUCAACGAGGCAAAGGACUUCCUGGAGAAGAAAGGUAUCGUGAGGAAGUAA
Nakaseomyces glabratus is the source of this 462-nucleotide messenger RNA. It is a transcript of the gene PAM18, whose product is annotated as Pam18p. Gene Ontology annotation, molecular function: ATPase activator activity. Gene Ontology annotation, cellular component: PAM complex, Tim23 associated import motor. The record is from RefSeq and is a predicted model, not a curated record. Gene Ontology annotation, biological process: protein import into mitochondrial matrix. Lineage: Eukaryota; Fungi; Ascomycota; Saccharomycetes; Saccharomycetales; Saccharomycetaceae.